AUGGAGAGCGCCGAUCUGGAACGAAGUUAUUCCCUGGAACAGCAAGGCUUGGGUCCUGGACACGAAGCGAUUGCCUCGCCGGUCGCGCUCGUACGGAGUUUCACAUCGAAAAGUCGAUCUAGUUCGCGGAGUCGCCAGAGCUCGAGAAAUCGCACCCGGAUCGAGAGCUCGCGUGCCACGCGAUUGAGAGAACUUGAAAAAGACGUCCAAGACUGUUCUGAAGCGGAGAAGAAUAGUGCCGAUCCGAUUGAAAAGGCUGUGUCGCGGACGCCGUCGACACUGACGUCGCAUAAUGGGACAAAUGUACCUUCUGAGGCGUCGAGCGGGCAGGACGAACAUGUUCGUGGACAACGCGUGAUUCGGUGGUAA
Messenger RNA from Exserohilum turcica Et28A, 369 nucleotides. RefSeq lists its product as uncharacterized. Bases 1 to 369 code for a protein of 122 amino acids. Lineage: Eukaryota; Fungi; Ascomycota; Dothideomycetes; Pleosporales; Pleosporaceae. The transcript has 2 exons. The record is from RefSeq and is a predicted model, not a curated record.